GCUCCCCGCGGGGAGACGCAGGCCCGAGAGGCCCAUCGCGCCUGCAUCGCGCCGCGCGCUCCUCCCGAACCCGGGCCGCGCUCCUGGACGCCCUGGUUGCAUUGGAGAGACCCCGGGCUCCCGCGCCCACCGCUCAUAGGCGCUCUGAUCCCCCCACUGCCUCACAGCCAGGCUGACCAGUAUGACCUCAGCUGGGACCAGCAGCUCAACCUGGCCUACGUGGGCGCUGUCCCUCAUGGUGGCAUUGAGCAGGUCCGGACCCACUGGCUGCUGGAGCUCGUCACAGCCAGGUGAGUGAUGGGGGCAGCCGGCAGAGCCCCCUUUAUGGAGAGGAGGACCGAGGCUAAGAGGAGGACUAUGUCGGGGUGUGCAGGACCGGGCAGUGUGAGGGCCGUGGUGGGGGCAGAAGAGAGGAGAAUCCUGCUCUGAGGAGCUGUUGCCCUCACACUUCCCGGCAGAAUGUCAUGUGUGGGGCUCUGGUGGGUGCUGAGCGGCCCCUGGAUUGGGCACAGCUGACAUCCCGCUGGACGUCACUUAGAGGCUCAGGGGCGGGUUGGUGUUCCGCUGCACCAGCAAGAGUGCACCCACAUACCUCAUGCGGUGUGCUCGGGGGUCAGGCUUUGCAGGAACACUGCCCAAGGGCUGGGCUGCAGUUGUGUUGGUCCCAGCCCCCUUCGGCCCUGCAAGGCUCAGCCCAGCCAAGGCGUGAGACGAAGGAACACUUGGUUGUGUGUUGGGAAGACUUCAGAGACACAGAGACCCUCAGGCCCCUGGCCAGAGCUGCCACCUCUCACCAGUGGGCCCGGGACUGGGCAGGCCAAGGGACCAGUAUCCUAUGGGCACCUUGGAGGCGUCCUGAUUGCCUCGGGCCCUUGUUCAAAUAAGAGGUGACACCCUCUGUCAAAUCGACCCUACAGGACCAUGGACACACAGCGCGCGGGCCCAGGGGGCUCUGUGACAGUCCGUUUCAAAGGUGCCGCUCUUGGAUGUUCAAGCGUCUGGGGCCUCUGUGUGCUCCCCGGUUCCUCCAGGGUGGAGGGGCACCGUGUCACUCUUGGAGGGGUGUGGUGAGUGGUGUCGGUGACCGACUGCGGGAGCGUGUCUGCUGAGGGCUCCUGGGACGCUGCUAGAGGGCGGAGUCCGUGGCCGCCAGCGCCCUGCGGCGAGCUCGGGCCCCCUGCACGGCGCUGUGCACGCUGUGGAAGAGCUGCCCCUCCUCGGCCGCGUCCUCCUGGUCCUCCCCAAGGAAGCCACCUCUCCUCAGCGUGUCCCUCACCAAGGGGCUGCAGCAGGCCAGGAGCAGGGCGAUGCCCAGGGCCCCGUAAUCUCGGCGCAGGCCCUGUAGCGUGGCCACACCGGCUGCAUCCAGGAACAGCAGCGGGGCACAGUCGAUGACCACGGCAUGGAAGCGGGCCACCGUGGACACCAGCGCAGCCGUGCUGGUCACUGGGCCCGGGUCCACGCCCUCGGCAGGGUCUCCCUCGCCGGCCCUCACCUCCAGGCCCUGCUCCUUCUUCCUGGCGGCCGCGCGCCCUGCGUCCAGCCCCGUGAGGCUGUAGAGUGACCGCAGGAAGAAAUCCUUGUUGGCGUAGUGGAGCGGCCCCGCAAAGCGGAAUAUCCGCACCCCAGGCUCAGGGACCAGGCCCUCAAACUCCGCAGCGUCCUCGUAGAAGCCAGAGUCCCCGAUCUGAGCGAGCAGGGCAGCCCGCGGGCGCUGGGUACGGCCAACCAGGCUGAGCAGAGACAGGAGGAUGCCGGCCAGCAGCCCCACCUCGACGCUGACCAGCGCGCAGGUGGCCGCCGUGGCCACCCAGACCAGCGCGUCAGCGGGGCUGAGCCUCCACAGCUGCGGGACGUCCCUCACCUUGCGCAGGGCGCCCCGCAGGCUGACCACAAUGACGCAGGCCAGCACGCACCGCUGCAGGUCCCGGAAGAGCGGUGCCAGGGCCAGCAGCACCAACAGCACCACGGCGGCGCUGACCACGCUGGACAGCUGCGUGCGGCAGCCGGUGGCUGUCUUCACUAGGCUCUUGGACAGGGCAGCGCUGGUGACAUAACAGUGGAAAAAGGCAGGCAGCACGUUGCAGCAGCCCACGGCCAGCAGCUCCUGGUUGGCCCUCACGGAGUAGCCGUGGCUCCGGGCAAACAUCUCGGCCAGAGAGAUGGAGAAGGCGGAGCCCACGAGGGCCAGGGGCACGGCGUCCAGCACCACACGCCACAUCAGCCCAGGGUCGGGCACCCGGGGGGCCACGAAACCAGUGGGGAUGUCGCCGGCCACGCUGGAGCCAAAGCGUUCGUGGAGCUGGCCGAAGUGGGACACCAGCGUGGCCGCCACGAUGACCAGUAGCUCCGUGGGCAGCGGCACCUUUAGGCGGUGCCGGCAGCGGUCUGAGAGCUCCUUCGAGGCCAGCAGCACGGCCAGGCACGUGGCACUGGUGACCACGUCGCAGAGGUUGGCCUGCCCAGCGCUGCGCAGCAGGCUCAGCCACGUGCUGACCACCAUGCCCGGCCCUUGGUGCCGUGGGAUCUGCACGCCCAGCAGGUGCCUCAGCUGGGAGGUCAGGAUGGUCACCGAGGCCCCCAUGGCAAAGCCAUCGAGCAGUGGCUGGGAGAGGGAGUCAGCUGGGCAAGGCCUGAGCUACAACUUCACGCAUCUGGAUCGGUACCUGGAUCUUCUCAGGGAGAACCAGCUCCUCCCAGGCUUUGAGCUGAUGGGCAGCCCCUCCAAACGCUUCACCAACUUCGAGGACAAGCAGCAGGUGUUUGAGUGGAAGAAGCUGGUCUCCCUCGUGGCCAGGAGAUACAUUGGCAGGUAUGGACUCUCACACGUUUCCAAGUGGAACUUCGAGACAUGGAACGAGCCAGACCACCACGACUUUGACAACGUGUCCAUGACCAUGCAAGUGCCCUCCCGCCCAGGCUUCCUGAACUACUACGACGCCUGCUCCGAGGGUCUGCGGGCUGCCAGCCCGGCGCUGCGUCUGGGCGGCCCCGCGGACUCCUUCCGCCCCUGGCCGCGCUCGCCGCUCUGCUGGGGCCUCCUGGGUCACUGCCACAACGGCACCAACUUCUUCACGGGGGAGCUGGGCGUGCGGCUGGACUACAUCUCCCUCCACAAGAAGGGCGCGGGCAGCUCCAUCUCCAUCCUGGAGCAGGAGAAGGCCACCGUGCUGCAGAUACAACGGCUCUUCCCCACGUUUGCUGACACCCCCAUUUACAACGAUGAAGCGGACCCGCUGGUGGGCUGGUCCCUGCCGCAGCCUUGGAGAGCCGACGUGACCUACGCGGCCAUGGUGGUGAAGGUCAUUGCUCAGCACCAGAACCUGCUGGUGGCCAACUCCAGCUCUGCUGUGCACUACGCGCUCCUGAGCAACGACAACGCCUUCCUGAGUUACCAGCCGCACUACUUCACACAGCGCACGCUCACCGCGCGCUUCCAGGUCAACAACACGCGUCCGCCGCACGUGCAGCUGCUGCGCAAGCCCGUGCUCACCGCCAUGGCGCUGCUGGCCCUGCUGGACAGCGAGCAGCUCUGGGCCGAGGUGUCGCAAGCCGGGACGGUGCUGGACAGCAACCACACGGUGGGCGUCCUAGCCAGCGCCCACAGCCCGGCUGGCCCCCUGGACGCCUGGCGUGCCACCGUGCUGGUCUACGCGAGCGACGACACGCGCGACCACGCCAAUCGCAGCGUCGCCUUGACCCUGCGCCUGCACGGGGUGCCCCCAGGCCCGGGGCUCGUCUAUGUCACCCUGUACCUGGACAACCGGCUCUGCAGCCCCCAUGGCGAGUGGCAGCGCCUCGGCCGGCCUGUCUUCCCCUCGGCAGAGGAGUUCCGGCGCAUGCGCGCUGCCGAGGACCCGGUGGCCGUGGCGCCACGCCCCUUCCCUGCCAGUGGCCGCCUGACAAUAAGCCCAGCGCUCCGGCUGCCCUCGCUCCUGCUGGUGCACGUGUGUGCACGCCCCGAGAAGCCGCCAGGCCAGGUGACCUGGCUCCGUGCCCUGCCCUUGACCAGUGGGCAGGUGCUUUUGGUCUGGUCGGAUGAGCGCGUGGGCUCCAAGUGCCUGUGGACGUAUGAGGUCCAGUUCUCCGCAGAUGGUGAGGCAUACGCUCCUGUCAGCAGGAGGCCAUCGACGUUUAACCUCUUUGUGUUCAGCCCAGACUCUGCUGUCACGUCCGGCUCCUACCGGGUUCGAGCGGUGGACUACUGGGCCCGGCCAGGCCCCUUCUCGAACCCUGUGCGAUACCUGGAGGUCCCUGCAUCAUGAGGGCCCCCACUGCCCAGUGACCAUGAGCCUGUGCUGACCCGUGAGCCUGGGCGGCCAGGAGCUGCGAUGGGCUGGACCACCAACGGCCCAUCAGUCGGCUCUGUUCGUCCUCUCCUGUCCUCUUGCUCAUCCCCUUAAAGUGCCUUUCCACUCA
Mirounga angustirostris (Northern elephant seal) is the source of this 4419-nucleotide messenger RNA. RefSeq names its product alpha-L-iduronidase (gene IDUA). Bases 2163 to 4265 code for a protein of 700 amino acids. The transcript is spliced from 14 exons. Lineage: Eukaryota; Metazoa; Chordata; Mammalia; Carnivora; Phocidae. Gene Ontology annotation, biological process: carbohydrate metabolic process. Gene Ontology annotation, molecular function: L-iduronidase activity; protein binding. The record is from RefSeq and is a predicted model, not a curated record.